ACCACCACACAGAGCUGCAGUGUAUAUGCACAACUGAAAAGGAAGGUUGUGCCACAAUUCUUCAGUGGAACUGUUUGCAUUAUUUAAUGCCAGUUUCUCCAAAUCAGAAAGAACUGAGCCAAUUUAUGGGACAAUGAAAAGCAACACAUCUUCAGGACAUCCUGAGAAGGGUGGAGAUGAAGGAUAUUGCCACGCAAAAUGUCCCAACAAAGACCAGCUUCUUGUUUGGAGCUGCAGGCUGUGAGGAGUGGUGCACGACCAGGUCCCUGUGCUGCUGCCUUUGCCUACCUCCGGGAAAGCGCCUGGCUGUUGCUGACAAGGAAGAGCUGUGAGUAUCUGGGGUGACAGCUACCGCUACAGAAAAGGGGAAAAUUACCUCCCCUCACAUCAGCGGUUGCUGCCCUAUCUCUCCAGCCCCGCUGCAGGAGUGGCAAGCCCUAGAAAAGCUCCAAGCACCCACUGGAACCAGGUUUGAGAAGAUUACUCUGUGCCUCCUACUAGCAAUCAUCCACAGUAUUUUUCCCAAAGUACUUUACUGAGUGGGUAAGCACUUCCUUUUUACUGAUGGGAAAACAGACAGAAAAAGAUGAAGUGGUCUGCCCGGGAUAACCAGCUUGGUAUGCUGCCUUUUCAAAGCCCUUAGGAUUGCAUUCUUUACCCGGCCGGGGGACAGCCUGCUGGAACGACACUGAACUGGGCUCAAGGCAGCCCUUCGGCCCUGAGUUGUGCUCGCUGGAGGGGAACAGGCUGAGGAGAGUCCCCAGCUCACAGCUGCCUCCUUGGCUGCUUUUUCAGAUGGCCGUGGAAAUAACCCCAAGGGGCCAGACUUUCAGUUCUUUGUUUUGUUCUCUGACCCAAACUGACUUUGCGAUGACUGGUUUUAUGUUCAAGGGAAGACCAGCUGCCACCAUAUGACACACAUCCCUGAGGACCUGUCUCCUCUUUGACACCUCAUUGAGACUUUCUUGUUAAGACAGUUGUGCCUGUGUGAAGAGGAAGAGCACUUAUUAUAUUCCUGUGCACAUAGGUGCGGUGAGAGGGCUGGAUUUUCACUGGGUGGGAGGCAGUUUGACUACUUCUAGCAGAAGAAACUUUUCCUGCUGGCUGCAGGGGGUUUGCUAUGGUCUCAUUUCAACUUGCAGGCUGGAGGAUCUAUUUUGAACUUACUCAGGUCCUUGUGAAAAGAUGAGUGACCUAGAACUCCCUUUGGCACCAGAAGCACUGUGAUGGCUCCUUCUUCCUAAGGCAUCUUGUGAGGAAGGGCCACUAUCUGACAUUUUCUCCCUGAUAACUCUGGUGAUCACAAUCUGAAGCUUUCAGACAAUGAGCAGCAAAGAAGGAUCUAGUGCUAUGUGUCCCAGAGGCCUGCAGGACAGACUUUAAAGGACAGCUGAGCAGAACAAGUAGAGGUUCAGACCUAGCUUCAGAGGUUGCAUGGUCCUGGGUUUGUGACUGCUCUGACUUGGUACACUAAUUUAAGCUUAUGGCACCUAUAGGAUCAUAUUCAUGCUGGUGUGUUUAGGAUAACAGCAACUUUGUUCUUUAGCAAGUCAGAACCUCAAGUCUAAAAGCCAGACAAAGAAAGAACAAGGCAGGGAAGGGGAGGAUGGACAAGGGAAAAGACAAGCACUGUCUCUAACAAUAAUUAUCAUUUGCUUGUCCAAUAGGAGUAGCAGAACACAUUUCUCCUGAAGAUACUCUUUGAGAGUCUGAUUUUUCCAUGAAUCUCCAGUUCAGUGAUGAAUACUAUCUCUUGCCCUAACCACCAGUUGCAAACUAGCCAGGGAUUUCACUUACAUUUGCCUCCCGUGUUGCCUCUGGGCAGGACAUAGGACAGGUUACCCACAGCAGAGAACCUGCCACCACUGUAAGCUGGAAGUCUUCUCAAGGUAUAAUUUAAGCGAACUCAAGAGGAAAAAUAGCCCAGAGACAGUGCCUGUGGCCAAAAGCUCAGGCAGAAGUGGUGUCAUGUCAGUCCACAGCUGUGCAGCGAGCUACUCUGCAUCUUCCUGCCUUGGUUUCUCCCCUGUGAAAUGGUGAUUAAAAUACUCAUCUAUCUAACAAACAUGAUUAAAUGUAGGUUGAAAGAACUCCCUGUAAAAACCUUGAGAACUCUGAGAAUGGUGGUCCUGUUCGCUUAAGACAGGAUCUGGUCUGGAUACUGAACUCCAAAGGGAAGGACAUAGCAGGGCCAAGGUGCUCACAGCUGAGCACACAGACUGCCAGGGGUGUGCAGGCACGGGAGGAGGGUGAACACGGAGGUGAUGCAAGAAGUAUUUAUUUGGGUUUGUUUGCUAAAGACAUCACGUACUGGCUUCAAAAGCAAAACCUGAUCGAAAACCCAAGUGGCAAUGAAAAGCUGCCAACACUGCUUUGUCGGGGAGUUUGGGUGACAAAAAAGAAAAAAGAAAAGAAAAAGAAAAAAGAAAUGCCAAUUUCUCCUUCUCAGUACCCAAAGCCCAGCCCUGGCCCCCUCGCCUUUUGGAGGGCGACCCAGCGGUCCCUUGCCUGUGGCGUGGGAGAAGGGAGGGCAGCCCUUGGUCGGGCAGGGUGACCCGGCACGGAGAGUGCACACACACACAGACACACAGACACACGUGUGUGCUGUGCACACACACCCCCGCAGCUGAUGCAGGAAACCAACCGCGGCAGCACAGCCCCCACCGGCAAAACCCGCGUCCCGGGCCAAAAAAGGGGCGCCGCGGCGGAGAGCACGACGCGCCUCCUCCUCGUAUUUCCUCCCCCGCCCACUUCCAGCGGCGGAGGGGCUCGCUGCCGCCGCCGGCUGCCGCCCGGGAUGGAAAGUUGUAGCCGCGGCGGGAUGCGCGGCGCGGCGCAUACGGAUUAACUGAGCCCCUUGACAAGUUUAUGGAGCUGCCAUCUCUCUGCUUGCUGUACUUUCCGUUUCUGAGAGGAGAAAGUGGUGCAUGAGAUUAGAGGAAAAUGCCUCGGACAAAGCAGAUACAUCCCAGAAAUCUGAGAGACAAAAUUGAAGAAGCACAAAAACAACUUAAUGGAACAGAAGACCAACAGAGAGAAAUCACCGAUGCUGGUACUAGAGGAACCCAAGACACAAUUAAGGGCGUGAAAAGAAAAAAGAUUGUGUCUGAAAACCAUCUUAAAAAAAUACCAAAAUCGCCUUUGAGAAGCCCUGCUGAAGCCAAGGUUAAGCAAAAUGUAGACCCUUCACCGCUAAAAGCUCUUCCGGAUGCUUCCGAACGUGCCACGGCACAGGAUCACCUGCCCGUGCAAAAUGGAAAUCAAUGUACCAAACAAAAUGGGGGAGCACUUAGCAGUGAGAUAAGUGUUGAAACAACCAAAUCUGAGACAUCAAUGCAGACAAAGCUUUCACUGACGCAUCAGUCCUUAGAUUUGUGUAAACAGGCAGCGGGGAAUACUGAUGCAAACCAACUGAACUCAGCAGAGAGGAAGCCUCCCUCAAACUCCUCAUCAAGUAAUACAAAGACUGACAGUAAUGAAUGUAUUAAUUUUGUUGAUUGCAGUACGUCGUCCCCAUGUACGCGUACUGCAUUCGAUGUCUUACUAAAAGCUAUGGAGCCUGAACUGAAUACCUUAGCACAAGAGUGCCCCCCUUAUGGGAUGCAGAUAGAGAAACUGAGACCAAAUAAAACUGUAAGCACCUCUUCUAGUCUCACGUCCAAUACAAUAAGUGUCCAAAAUCAGUCUGCUUUGUCACAGCAGGAGUUUGCAGCUGGACCUCCCUAUUACCCGUGUACGUUGAACAAUGUGCAUGUAGCAACAACAGCCAAGACUGGACAAGCACAAGGCCAAUCAGUUUCUCAUUCACAAGACCUUAUUACUAAAACCAGUCAGCAAAAUCACCAGGUUGUUAUGUGUCCAAGUUUAACUAGGUCGCUGGUGCAACAGCAGAGUCAAGAAAACCCCAAGCUCCAGCAGGUCUACAGCAUAGCAGUAACUUCGUCUGUCGUUCACACCUCAUCUUCCACUGUAACUCAGGUUUUUUCUCAAAACCCCUUAGUAGCUACUUCAUCUUCACCAUUGUCAAUUAACACAUCAAGUUCAACACACUUGUCUAUAGGUCCCGUGUAUAAUUCAGCCCAGAUAACAUCAGUUGUAAACCAUGGUGUAGAACAAAUAUGUAACCUCUUGAAAGACCAGAAGCCUAAAAAGCUAGGGAAAUACGUCUGUGAGUAUUGCAAUCGGGCCUGUGCCAAGCCCAGUGUUCUCCAAAAGCACAUCCGAUCCCAUACUGGAGAGCGACCAUAUCCUUGUGUGACAUGUGGGUUUUCAUUUAAAACCAAGAGCAAUCUCUACAAGCACAAAAAAUCUCAUGCACACGCUAUCAAACUUGGACUUGUCCUGCAACCAGAUUCAGGUGGCCUCUUCUUAUCUCAUGACUCGGACAAAGCACUUAGCAUUCAUUCAGAUGUGGAAGAAAGCGGUGAAAGUGAAGAUGAAGGCACUGCAGAUGAAAGACAAGAUGAUCAAGAACUGGAACCUGCACAAUUAGUGAAAGUCAUUUCGAGUGCAGAAACACUGCAGAAAGGAAGCCCUACCCUAUUAAGCAACCCAGACUGUAUAUCAGCUGACUCUUCAUUACAUGAUGCAGAACCACAAGUAAGGGCAGCUUUACCAAAAGUAGUAGUUCAUUCUGUAAAUGUUUCUCCAUUGAGGGCUGAUAGCCCAAAAGUGACAGAGCCAGCACCUGAGCUUGCUGCAGCCCAGAGAAAAGGAGAUUCUAAAGUCACAACUCUUCAGUCAAAUUUAACACAUACAGCCUCAUUCAAGGAGAAUGACAUAAAGCAGCAUCAGAAAGUAGAAGCAGGCCUGUUAGAGGAACAGCCAGGAUCUACAGGAGGACCAGUGCAUGCUCAACUCCAGAGACAACAGGCUACUGAUGGUUCUCAAGAUCAGCAAGGAAAAUGUCUUUUGAGCCCUAGAAGUUUAGGUAGUACUGAUUCCGGUUAUUUCUCUCGUUCUGAAAGUGCCGAUCAAACAAUGAGCCCUCCAGCUCCUUUUGUAAGGGGAUUGUUGACCUCUGAGAAAGAUCCAAAUAAAAAUCUGCCCUGUGUGCCACGAGCAAGCGGCAUGGUAGCAUCAGUGGUACAAACUGUUUGUGCUGAAAAAAAUCUGAUUCUCUCUGGCCAAAUGCGACCUCCCUUGGCAACGAAAACCCUUGAGGAGCGUAUCUCAAAGUUAAUUUCUGAUAAUGAAGCUGUUGUGGAUGACAAACAGUUAGAUAGUGUAAAACCAAGAAGAACAUCUCUUUCAAGAAGAGGAAGCAUAGAUUCACCAAAAUCUUACAUAUUUAAGGAUUCUUUCCAGUUUGAUUUAAAACCCAUGGGAAGAAGAACUAGCUCAAGCUCUGAUAUACCAAAGUCUCCUUUCACACCCACUGAGAAAUCCAAGCAAGUUUUUCUUCUUUCUGUACCAUCCCUUGACUGUUUACCUAUAACACGAAGUAAUUCCAUGCCUACCACCAGUUACUCAGCAGUACCUCCUAAUGUCAUACCUCCCUCUCAUCCUCUUCGAGGAAGCCAGUCAUUUGAUGAUAAAAUUGGCUCUUUAUACGAUGACGUUUUUGUGUCAGGACCUGCUACCCCACUGAACCAAGGUGGACAUCCUCGGACCCUAGUCAGACAGGCAGCAAUAGAAGAUUCUUCUACUGGUGAAAGCCAAGGUCUUGGACCAGUGCGAUCUGUAGAAGAAAAUUAUCUGGGGUGUAAUUUAUCAAAUGAAUCCUUAUUGCACAGGAGCAAAUCCCUGGCACAGGGAUCAAAUUCAGAAAAAACAAAGAAGUCCCCUCAGGUGCGAGGAACAAUGUUUGAAUGUGAAACCUGCAGAAACAGAUAUAGAAAACUGGAAAAUUUUGAAAACCACAAGAAAUUUUAUUGUUCAGAGUUGCAUGGACCUAAAACUAAAGCAGCAAUCCGAGAGCCUGAGCACAAAACUGCUCCAAACAGUACACAGCCUCAAAUUCUACACUACAGAGUCACAACUUCAACUGGUGUCUGGGAGCAAACACCCCAAAUAAGGAAAAGAAGGAAAAUGAAAAGUGUUGGUGAUGAUGAUGACCCACAGCAAAAUGAUACUAGUGCACCAUCAAAAAACACAGAAGGCCAAAGCAAGCCAGCAAAUUCUUCCAGUCUGUCAAAACACAGUGCCACAACUGUGGUAGGAUCACAACAACCAAGCAAGCUUCUACUUCAGAAUUCCCAAAUUCAGCUUGUGGCUCGUGGCACAGAUCAGACUACUGAGCCAAAGAUGGCUCCCCUCAUUGAAAAGCAGUCAAGUUCAGCUGUGCAAGAAAAGGUGGAGUUGAAAAGACAAGGGACUGGCAUUUCAGUAAUACAGCACACAAAUUCACUGAGCAGAAAUAGCUCAUUCGAGAAAUCAGAGUCAUUUGAAAGAGUAUCACCAGUUUCUUCUCAAGAGCCCAACAAGGGCACAAAGCACCGCUCUUUGAAUACAGUUGUAAUCCAAGAAGACAGACACUCUCAUCUGAGCACUCCCCAGCGUCACCAACCCUUGUCAUCAGAACCACCUAGAGGGGAAGUGCAGGGAAGCCAAUUAGUUUCUAAUGAGAGAAGUGCACCACUUCAGCCAUCAAGACUCGUUCGCCAGCAUAACAUCCAAGUUCCUGAAAUACUGGUCACAGAAGAACCAGACAGAGAGCAGGAAAACCAAUGCAGUGACCCAGAAAAGACAGAAAGGUUUAACUGGCCACAACGCAGUGAAACGCUGUCAAAAUUGCCAACAGAAAAACUUCCACCAAAGAAGAAGAGAAUUCGGUUGGCCGAAAUGGAACAUUCAUCUGCUGAAUCCAGUGUUGACUCCACACUUUCCAGAAGCCUAAGUCGGGAGAGUAGCUUGUCUCAUGCCUCUAGUUUCUCAACUUCACUUGAUAAAGAUGAAACUUUAAAGGCUGAGAAUCCUUCCAAAGCAGAGCCUGUUAGUAAGUCAUCAGAAUUCCUCAUGAUUCCUGCUGGCUCACAUGCACUGGCAGUGCCUGGACCUCAUUACCGGGAAAUGAGACGUGCCGCCUCAGAGCAAAUCAGCUGCACGCAGCCCUCAAUGGAGGUUGUGGACUACAGGAGUAAGUCUUUCGACUGCGGGAGCAUGUCUCCAUCAAAACCUGUCCCGCUUGUAGAGGUAGCCACUCCAAAAGGGUCAUCUGCAAAUGGAGCUGCUGGACACGUGCCUCUGCUAGAAAGGAGGAGGGGGCCAUUUGUAAGACAAAUAUCUUUAAAUAUUGCUCCCGAAAAUCAGCAGCCUCAAGUGAAAUCGACUUCUUCAUUACAGGCAGCUCAUGCCACAGAUGUGCCCACAGUGCCAUUGCACAGGCUGCAGACCUCUGGCAAACCCUCGGUGGAGUUUCCUUCAAGUACUCAGCAAUCACAGACUAACUCCAGACCUAAUUCAACAAUUCAAAAUUGUAAUCCUGUUAGCCUGCCUUCAUCUCAGCAGCCUCUGGAUCACAUGUUGAAUAAUCAAGGCCAGCCGUCCUUGACUCAUCAGCCUUCUCAGCCGUCUACUAAAACAUCAGCCCAAGGGGAACAAGCAGGCACAAACUCGCUUUCUUGUCAACCUGAUGAAAAAAAGGACUGUUUUGCUCCAAAGUAUCAACUUCAAGUUAAAACAUUGCAUAUAGGUCAGCCAUACUCUUCUAAAUUGCUAAAAAAUACUUUAUCAACUCAGACUGGUCCAAAUCAAGUUGGCGUGGACCAGAAUGCAUCUUCUUUUGAAGUGCAGACAAAACUCUCUGACAUGUCUAACCCAUACUCUGUGCCUCCUCUAAAGCAAAUUGUUCCUAAUAACUGCAGCAGUCAGAUCCAUCAGAUUCCUCCUUUUGUGGUUCCCGUCCGUAUUCAGAGCAGUAUGCCAUCCUAUGGCUUCGCAACUGUUACACCCCUGCCUCACAUUUUAGUGACCCAGGAUCAGGGAAAUCAGUCCAUCUGCAAAACAAAUGUCGUGAUGGUGCCAACUCUUGAAGGUAAAACUCAGCUGCCAAAAUCUCACAAAGAUCAUCAGAGAACUUUGCCAAAUUCAUUUGAAUUUGAAAAUUCACCACUGGAAAGUGGUACCAGAAAUUCACCUUUGUCAAGCUCUUCAAAUAUCAUUCAGAAAGUGCCAGUUAGCGGACUCUUCCCUCAACCAGAAGUUACAGCUUCAAGUAAACGAAUGCUUUCCCCAGCAAACAGUUUAGAUAUUGCCAUGGAAAAACAGCAAAAACGUGUUAAAGAUGAGAGUGGAGCUGCUUGUAUGGCAGAUGCUAGACCAUUGCAUUCACUGAACAUUAGAUCUAAUGACCCUCCUAGUAAGCAAAAGAAACCAGUUUUGGUAAGACAGGUUUGCACCACAGAGCCUCUUGAAAAUCACCUCUUGGAUCCUGAUGUUGUCACACAGCAUGAAAAAAGCAGCAAGGCCAGUACUUCAGACCUGCCUGACCAUCAGUCAUCUGACACUGGGAUUUCAGAAACCCUAAAAAAGUCACCAGAAUCCGAAGACAUUAAGUCUUCCACAUCACCACUGUUUGUAGUCGGGAAACCUUCUGAAUUGUCUCCAGUGAACAGCCAGAGUUCUCUUCUCAAGGCUGUAAGUAGCAGCCAAGAAAGAAGGUCCCCACCUAACAGUGAUGACAGCACCCACAUCAGCAGCCCAGGCCAAGCAAAGCCUGUAGCAACACUGGCUGUGAUGAAUGCAGGGGAAAUGCAGAGGUUGUCAUUUCCAAGCCUCAAGACCACAACAAAUUUUACCUGGUGUUACCUCAUGAAGAGAAAACCAUUGCACCUGCUGCAAAAUGAUCAAAAAAUCUCUGCCUAUUCUACAUGGACCAUUAGUCCCAACAACCCCAAUCCACUCGGUUUGUCGACAAAGGUAGCUCUCUCCCUCCUCAAUUCCAAACAAAAAGUUGAAAAGCCACUGUACACUCUAGCAAGAACUACGCACCCCAGAUCUGAUGUAUUGGUCUAUUCAAGCAAGUGGAAGAACAGCUUGACCAAGAGAUCAUUAAAUAGGAAAAAAUUGACUCCAACUGAAUUCAGCAAUAAAGAAAACUCUGAAUCGAGCACUGAACAUGAUAAAGAAAACUCAUUUAUCAAAACUGUACCAAGAAGAGUUAAAAUAUUUGAUGGAGGGUACAAGUCAAACGAAGACUAUGUGUACGUGAGAGGGAGAGGGAGAGGGAAGUAUAUCUGUGAGGAGUGUGGAAUACGUUGCAAGAAGCCCAGCAUGCUGAAGAAGCACAUUCGCACACACACCGAUGUCCGUCCUUACCACUGCAAUUACUGCAACUUUUCCUUCAAAACUAAAGGAAAUUUAACAAAGCAUAUGAAGUCAAAGGCACAUAGCAAGAAAUGCAUGGAUUUGGGAGUCUCAGUAGGCUUAAUAGAUGACCAGGAUGGAGAAGAAGAAUUUGGUGAGAAGCAAAGAUUUGGCUAUGACCGGUCAGGAUAUGACGUGGAGGAGUCUGAUGGUGGCGAUGAAGAUGAAAAUGACAAUGAGGACGAUGAUGAAGACAGCCAGGCUGAGUCAGUGCUCUCCACAACGCCCUCGGUGACGGCCAGCCCCCAGCACCACCCCUCUCGCCACGGCCUGCAGGAUGCCGCCAGCACCGACGACGACAUCAGGCUCCCAGACUGCUUCACUGGGGCUCACACGGACUCCAUGGAUGGUCUCCCAAAAGCGCUGCUGACUAAGAUGACUGUCCUUAGCACAGUGCAGUCGGUCAGCAGGACCUCCAGGUCGCCAGCAGAGUCCACCCAUCAGGAAGCACAUGAGGACAAAGCCCAGGAGAGAGGAGUGGGUCCCUGCAGCGCUGAUGCGGCACUGACGGACAUUGCUCCUGCGUCUCCGGGUCGCCAGAUGUCUGUGGAUUACCCUGAUCCAGAUACAGCCUUGGGCCACUCCUUAAUAUCAACUGCAGCUCUUACAAAGAGCACGCCCUCCAUCAGCUCCCCGUCCUCGCUGGCAGUCCACAGCAUGCCGACGACAGCGCCGUCACCCUACACCGAAAUCCCAGAGGAGAAGCCGGCUGCCGAGCCGAGAGCUCCCCAGACUCACCUCUUCAGCCACCUGCCCCUGCACUCGCAGCGGCAAGCCAAGGCUCCCUACGGCAUGGUGCCAGUCGGGGGCAUCCAGGUGGUCCCUGCCGGCCUGGCCACCUACUCCACCUUUGUUCCCAUCCAGGCGGGGCCGGUGCAGCUCACUAUCCCAGCUGUGAGUGUGAUUCACAGAACUACCAGCGCCCUUGGCGAGACAGGCGGCACAGCCUCCGGCACCACCACGAAUCCCGUGGGAGUCGCCGAGGUGAACAGCGUGGUGCCGUGCAUUCCCAUCGGCCAGGUGAGCGUGCCGGGCAUUCAGGGGCUCGGCACGCCCAACCUGCAGCCUCUGCCGCCGCUGGGCAUGGAGACAGUGAACAUCCUGGGCCUGGCAAACACCAAUAUCGCCCCGCAGAUGCGCCCUCCGGGAAUUACCCUCAACGCCGUGGGCCUCCAGGUGCUGACGGCUGGCACGGCGCCGCAGGGCACCCCCAGCCCACAGGGACCCCUUCCCGGCCUGCAGAUCCUGAACAUCGCCCUGCCGACCCUCAUCCCCUCCGUCAGCCCCGCCAGCACCGAGGGGCACGGAGCCUCCGAGGCACCCACUGCAGGCUCCAAAGCCAGCGAGGUCCAGCUGGAGCCAGCUCCUGUCGUCUUCCCCACGGUUGAGGCCGGCCAGGCCGGCCGGGAUGCUUCUCCUCAGGCAGCAGCUGGUGGCCAGCGGUACGGCGGGAAGAGCCAUCCCGAGCCCACCCCACUGGCCAACCCCGCUGGUCCCGGGAAAGCUGAUCCUGAAAAGACUGACCUCGCGAACCCCAGCAAGCCAAAGCGUGACCUCCCUGCCCUCCAGGUGAAGAGGGCUGCCCCGGCAGAGCCCCGCUCCAAGGUGAAUCCCAGCACGUUAACCAAGUCCCCAGUCCACCGAACUGUCACCCCGGACAGACAGGUACCCAGGCCAGCCGCCCCGCCCCAGCGGCAAAACACGGUGCAGUUUAGCGAUGGCAGCAGUGACGAUGAGGAUAGACUUGUAAUAGCAACCUAG
Passer montanus (Eurasian tree sparrow) is the source of this 11067-nucleotide messenger RNA. It is a transcript of the gene HIVEP1, whose product is annotated as HIVEP zinc finger 1. Gene Ontology annotation, biological process: regulation of transcription by RNA polymerase II. Gene Ontology annotation, cellular component: nucleus. The transcript has 10 exons. The record is from RefSeq and is a predicted model, not a curated record. Gene Ontology annotation, molecular function: RNA polymerase II cis-regulatory region sequence-specific DNA binding; DNA-binding transcription factor activity, RNA polymerase II-specific. Lineage: Eukaryota; Metazoa; Chordata; Aves; Passeriformes; Passeridae. Bases 2944 to 11067 code for a protein of 2707 amino acids.